AUUAGACCUGCGUACGCUUAGAGUGAAUGAUUAGACCUGCGUACGCUUAGAGUGAAUGAUGGAACUUUGGGGAUUACAGACUAGCGUUAUGUACAUCAGCGCCAUCUGUUGUGCUGUGGUAGCGGGCUUUGAUUGCUGUGCGGAUGGGGAAUACAGCGAUAAAAAUACUGCUAAUGUAUCACGAAGUCUAGACAAUUUGUUGAAGGGCUACGACAAAAGACUGAGACCAUUUUACAAACAACGUGGUAAACCAGCUAUGAUAGGGAUUACAAUGUUUGUGUCUGCCAUAAGUUCAAUAUCAGAGAUUGACAUGAGCUACACAGUCGAUUUCUACUUUCGCCAGUUUUGGACUGAUCCUAGAUUAGCAUUCGAAUUGGACGUUGAUGAGCUUUGUAUAAGUAAUGAUAUGAUCGAAAAGAUCUGGAGGCCCGAUACUUUCUUCGCAAACGCAAAAACAUCCUCGUUUCAUGAUAUUACCAACAAAAAUGCAUUCUUCAGGAUAAAGCCAAGCGGGGACAUCCUACUGAGUCUUAGAUUAACAGUAGUAGCAGCCUGUAACAUGGACCUGAGAUUCUUCCCAAUGGAUACACAGCUAUGCACCCUGGAGAUCGAGAGUUUUGGCUACAAGACAGUUGAUAUAAUGUAUGAAUGGUUAGAUGGACCGAUAAAUUCUAUGGGAAUGUCAAAGGCUAUGGCGCUACCCCAGUUUACCAUAUACGGCUACAGGCUUGUGGAAAGACUUGAAGUGCUGUCUACAGGGAACUAUUCAAGACUCGCAUUAGAGAUGCUCUUUGUUCGUAGCAUGGGUUACUAUCUAAUACAGAUAUAUGUUCCAUCAACUCUCAUUGUCGUGCUAUCCUGGGUUUCCUUCUGGCUCUCGCGAGAAGCUGUCCCAGCGAGAGUAGCACUUGGAAUCACAACAGUUCUCACCAUGACAACCUUGAUUUCCAGUACAAAUGCGGCGCUUCCAAAAAUAAGCUACUUAAAAAGCAUCGAUGUUUAUCUUGUGACAUGUUUUUUGAUGGUGUUUACAUCGUUGUUGGAAUACGCUGCUGUGAGCUAUAUCGGUAAACAAUGUCAAAGGAAAGCGAAGAUGGAGCUCAAGGAUAUGUUUGAACUUGGUAUGCCUCUUAUUGGAAACGGAUUGGCUUAUCCAGCCACGAGGGAGCAAAAUUUAAAUGAUAACGUAAGAGUCUUACAAUGGUUCAAUGCAGAACGUAAGGGAAAAGACAAAGAUUCUUACACAAAACGACGUACAGACUCAACAGACAGUAGUUCUAGUACAGAUAAAGACGAAACAGAUCAACAAUGUGGUGGAACAGGCAGGAAAAAUAAACCAAGUGACAUUGAUAAAUUUGCACGUGUGUUUUUCCCAUCGAUGUUCGUUGUUUUUAGCGUCAUAUACUGGGUGACAUACCUAAAUAUCAGCCAUUCAGGUAUUGACAAUUCAUUCACACGCUUACAACCACCAACUUGAUACAGAACUGUGAUAAUGUUCAGUGAUUUUGAUAUGAGGAUAUACGUCACUAGGUUACGCAUGCGCAAUGCAAACAUGAAACGUACGUCACAUCAGGCCACUUGGAGCAAUGAAUCUGGAUGAUUGGUUAAGAAAUCCGAGUUAUGUUUAAGAUUCAACCUUCCAUUGUGAUUCCCAAAAGAUAUGUUUGCAUGGCUAAAAACCGGGCUAAAAACGCACGUGUUUGAGUAAAAAAGUUGAUGGCAAUACAAGUUGUGGUUUAUGAAGUAUUUGAAGCAAUACACUUUUACUUGCAAGGUAGAAUCUAUAUGUAUAUAAUAAUGCUCAUUUGAGACAAUCAAUGUUGUAACUUAGUCAAUGUAAUUAUGACAGCAACAAAGCACAAUUUAUAUUACAUAUCUCUCCAUUUUCCAUUUAUUUUUGCUGUUGAUGAAACGUCAACUUAACUUUUCGUGUAUUAGGAGUAACAAGAAACGUCUAAAGUCCUUUCGUUAUGGUCCUGUUGCAGAGCAUCUGUUUUUGAUAUAUACGUUGAGACAAUAAUAUAUAAAGUCCUUAAUUUCUUGAAUUUACCAAAUUUUUUUUGAGUUAUAUUUAGUUAAGUUUUUUUUAUUUUCUUAUUUUGCACCAGAUGAUGUUAUGUUAUCAUUCUCAAUGUGGCGAGUAGUGCCAAAAUGGGAAAGACAAAUACAGAAAACACUUAGCAGGAACCACAACACAACUUAAGAAUAAAUGCUUCAUAGCAACAUAGAUGCCAUCUUUUUUAUGUUUUCAAAGUAAAGUUGAAUUCAUGCCAAGGGCUAUUUUAAUGAUACAACUCUUAGGCAAAGGUUAUACAUGUAAAAAGCUUUAGAAAUACAAUUUAAGUUUCGCUUAGAAAUUCAAGUAAUUAAUUUUGGAGUUUCAAGUUUUGCCACUUGAUGCUUUGGGAUGUCAGAAUUAUUUAAGAUUAGCACCAAACUCAGGAUUUUGUCACUUAGCACCUUUUUGGGUUAUGGUUAUGGGAUUAAUGAUGGAGAAAGAAGGGUCGAAACCAGCCAUAGUUUCUCCUGAUGACCAUAGUGAAAUAUUGUGUUUCAUGGAUUAUGACAUUUGCUUUGCGAAUGGAUGUUAACCCUUUAAUAUGAUUAUGGACUUCGAGAUUUUGUCUGUCCCACAUCAUUUGAGAAU
Molecule: messenger RNA, 2647 nt
Organism: Owenia fusiformis
Lineage: Eukaryota; Metazoa; Annelida; Polychaeta; Sabellida; Oweniidae
Source: the annotation of a GenBank genome assembly